This is a messenger RNA of Budorcas taxicolor (takin), 2991 nucleotides long. It is a transcript of the gene TMEM67, whose product is annotated as transmembrane protein 67. The record is from RefSeq and is a predicted model, not a curated record. Gene Ontology annotation, biological process: cilium assembly. NCBI's taxonomy places the organism in Eukaryota, Metazoa, Chordata, Mammalia, Artiodactyla, Bovidae. Gene Ontology annotation, cellular component: MKS complex; ciliary transition zone. The transcript has 28 exons. Bases 1 to 2991 code for a protein of 996 amino acids.
AUGGCGACGGGAGGCCGCGGGCCUGCGGUGGCGAUGGCCGCUGGGUCCACCCUGUCGGCUGCGAGUGUGACUCUGUUCCUCUUGGUGGUCCUCCCUCGCGUCUCACAAGCUCAGACCUUCUUUUUCCCUUUCCGGCAGCCAGAGACGUGCGGCCACAACCAGUACUUCGAUAUCUCGGCGCUCUCCUGUGUGGCGUGUGGCGCCAAUCAGAGGCAGGAUGCCCGAGGAACUUCAUGUGUGUGUUCACCAGGAUUUCAGAUGAUUUCUAACAACGGAGGACCUGAUAUUACUUGUAAAAAGUGCCCAGAACACAUGAAAGGUGUUACUGAAGAUGGCUGGAACUGUAUUUCUUGCCCUGGUGGUUUAACUGCAGAAGGAAAAUGCCACUGCCCCACUGGCCAUAUUUUAGUGGAAAGAAAUGUUAAUGGAACAUUGUUGUCUCAAGCAACUUGUGAGCUCUGUGAUGAAAGUGAAAACUCUUUUACAGUAGCAAAUGCUUUAGGAAACAGGUGUGUCCGAUGUGAACCAACAUUCAUUAAUACCAGCAGGUCCUGUGCAUGUUCAGAACCUAACAUUUUAACAGGGGGCUUGUGUUUCAGCAGCACAGGGAAUUUUCCUCUACGUAUGAUUUCAACUGCACGUUAUGGAGAGCUAGGCAUAUCUUUCACUUCAGAAUGGUUUGCAAAGUAUUUGCAGUCAUCAGCAGCUGCUUGUUGGGUGUAUGGCAAUCUAACAUCUUGCCAAGCUCUUGGAAAUAUGUGUGUAAUGAACAUGAAUUAUUAUGACUCCUCUACUUUUGAUGCAUGUGGAUUGUUUCAGGUUAUCUUUGAAAAUACUGCUGCACUGGGCACUGUUCAUUCUGUUUCCUUUUGGAGACAGAAUCUUCCGUGGCUGUUCUAUGGAGACCAGCUAGGAUUAGCACCUCAAAUACUUAGUACUACACCUCUUCCUACAAAUUUCAGUUUUAAAGGGGAAAACCAGAAUACAAAACUGAAGUUUGUUGCUGCUUCCUAUGAUGUGAGAGGAAAUUUUCUCAAGUGGCAAACUUUAGAAGGAGGGAUUUUACAGCUUUGUCCAGACACAGAGACGAGACUAAAUGCUGCUUAUUCCUUUGGAACAACUUAUCAACAAAGUUGUGAGAUUCCUAUCCCUAAGAUCUUAACUGACUUUCCCACUCCUACAUUUUAUGAUGUGUACCUUGAAUAUACUGAUGAGAAUCAACACCAAUACAUUUGGGCUGUGCCUGUGUUAAACUUAAAUCUUCAGCACAAGAAAAUGUUUGUGAACCAAGACAGUAGUUCGGGCAAGUGGCUUCUGACUCGGCGCAUUUUCUUAGUGGAUACACUAAGUGGACGGGAAAAUGACUUAGGAAGCCAGCCAAGAUUAAUUAGAGUCGCCACCCAAAUAUCACUGAGCAUCCACCUUGUACCCAACACAAAAAAUGGAAACAUUUACCCUCCCUUAAUUACCAUUGCCUACAGUGACGUCGAUAUCAAAGAUCCCAACAGCCAGUCUGUGAAGGUUUCUUUCUCAGUCACAUACGAAAUGGAUCAAAAAGAAGCACAUGUCCAGACAGAUAUUGCUUUAGGUGUGUUGGGUGGACUAGCUGUUUUAUCAUCUCUUUUGAAGACAGCAGGUUGGAAGAGACGCAUUGGAAGUCCCAUGAUUGAUUUACAGACAGUUAUGAAAUUCUUGGUUUACUAUGCUGGUGAUCUGGCCAAUGUUUUCUUUAUCAUCACUGUAGGAACAGGUCUUUACUGGCUUAUUUUCUUUAAAGCACAGAAGUCUGUCUCUGUUUUGCUACCAGUGCCAGCUCAAGAAGAAUGCUUUGUUACUUAUGUGGGAUGUGGUUUUGCUCUGAAAGCUCUGCAAUUUUUGCAUAAGCUCAUCUCCCAGAUUACCAUAGACAUAUUCUUUAUUGAUUGGGAGCGGCCUAAAGGGAAGGUUCUUAAAGCUGUUGAAGGUGAGGGUGGUGUCCGGAGUGCUACUGUUCCUGUAAGCAUAUGGAGAACUUAUUUUGUGGCAAAUGAAUGGAAUGAAAUUCAGACUGUGAGAAAAAUUAACCCACUCUUUCAAGUACUUACUGUCCUCUUCCUUUUGGAGGUUGUGGGAUUCAAGAACUUAGCAUUAAUGGACUCAUCCUCUAGUCUUUCCAGAAGCCCACCUAGCUACAUAGCUCCUUACAGCCGCAUUUUGAGAUAUGCGGUGUCUUCUGCUCUUUGGCUGGUCAUUGGAAUUAUACAGGUUGUGUUCUUUGGUGUCUUCUAUGAGAGAUUUAUAGAAGAUAAAAUUCGACAGUUUGUUGAUUUGUGCUGUAUGAGUAACAUAUCAGUGCUUCUGUUAUCCCACAGAUGUUUUGGCUACUACAUCCAUGGUAGAUCAGUACAUGGGCAUGCUGAUACUAAUAUGGAAGAAAUGAAUAGGAAUCUUAAAAGAGAAGCGGAAAAUUUAUGUAGCCAAAGAGGUUUGGUACCUAAUACAGAUGGUCAGACUUUUCAGAUUGCAAUUUCUAGCCAGAUGAGGCAACACUAUGACAGAAUUCAUGAGACACUAACAAGGAAAAAUGGCCCUGCGAGACUCUUGAGUUCCUCAGAAAGUACUUUUGAGCAGAAUGUAAAAGCAUAUCAUACUAUGAAUAAAUUUCUUGGCUCUUUCAUCGAUCAUGUUCAUAAGGAAAUGGACUACUUUAUAAAAGAUAAAUUGCUUCUUGAAAGAAUUCUUGGAAUGGAAUUCAUGGAACCAAUGGAAAAAAGCAUCUUUUACAAUGAUGAAGGAUAUUCUUUCAGCAAUGUUCUGUAUUAUGGAAAUGAAGCUACUCUUCUUAUUUAUGAUCUGAUGUUCUUCUGUGUUGUGGAUUUGGCUUGCCAAAAUUUUGUUUUAGCAGCCUUCCUUACAUAUCUACAACAAGAGAUUUUUAGAUUUAUUCGUAAUGCAGUAGGACAGAAGAAUUUGGCAUCCAAAACACUGGUGGAUCAAAGAUUCCUGAUUUAA